This is a messenger RNA of Magallana angulata, 2018 nucleotides long. RefSeq lists its product as uncharacterized. Bases 692 to 1963 code for a protein of 423 amino acids. The transcript has 6 exons. NCBI's taxonomy places the organism in Eukaryota, Metazoa, Mollusca, Bivalvia, Ostreida, Ostreidae. The record is from RefSeq and is a predicted model, not a curated record.
UUAAAACCUUUAUUUUAAAGAAUUGUUUGAAAUAAUAAAGAAAUUUCCAUCAUAUACAAUGCAAAAAUACGCUGUAAAGUUAUUUGUAAAUAUUAAUAAAAAAUCGCCAGAGUACUCCAUGUUCUCUUUCAGUCUUUGGAGCUUUGGAGUUACCGUAGUUCUGUAGUCUGGUGGUUAGUGCCUGUCAUCUGAUUCUCGCCUCGAUACUAUUUCUUACAGAAGCCGGUAUGUAACGUGUAGAAAAAAGCAUACCCACUAUUUUCUUGAUAAUUUCACCUUUGUGCAUUCACAGGGACUUAAAAAUUGUGUAGAAAAAAAGCAAAGUUAAGAAAGUUGGUACCCUUUUUCUACAGAAGCCCAUGUACACUGACUUACAAGUCUGCAUGGGACAUUCAUUAGAUUUAACUAUGUAGCUUAACGUAGCUUUAGUUGCAAAUAAUUUUCAUGUGAUUUGAUGUUGUUAACAUUAUAUAUUAAGUUUACAAAUGAUGAAGUACAUGUAGCAUAUUUUUACUUUAUGAAUUUAUGAUAUUGAUUCUUUCAAAACAACUUGAUUUGCAUGGGUACAGUUGUUUUUUCUUCAUUACAGAACUUUCUCCAUUGGAAAAAUAAAAGCUGAGAAGACAUGAAAUUUGAUCAGGUAUCGUUUAGACUGCCUGUAUAAUACCUAGCCAUUAUUGAGGAUCUUAAAAUGGACACAGGAUCGGGCUAUACCACUGAUACAAGCAGUAUAAGUACUGAACCUUCUGAAAAAAGGAAAGUUAAACAAAGACCACGAAAGAAAAGACAACGUUUUUCUGCUGGACCUAGUUGGGGUCCUUUAGAAUCAGAUACGAAAGAAGACUGGAAGUUAAGAAGUGUGUCGACCAUCUGGACAAUGAGCAGAAUAAAAGACUAUGGACUUCAUUAUGAAAACAAAACAUCACCAUUUUCUGAUUUCUAUGAUUUAUUUAAAGCUUGUGAUGGAAACAAUGAUUCUGGAUUUAUUUUUCCUCUGGAAGGAGAAGAAAAGACUUUGUUAGAAACAUUAGUAGACCAAACCAACUUGAUGAUAGAUCAAUAUGGUGUCGAACGAGAAGAUCCUAUGAUGUGGAGCUCAAAAACAUUAUUCAACUGGGUUAGAUUGAAGAAAAAUUGUAAGGAGGCAGUGAAAAACUUAACACAGAAUAUUCCCACCAGAAAUCCAUUGUUGCAGGAAAGUCACUUUGCCUUAAAAAAGUUUUACCAUGCACUGAAUGAUCACUUUCAAGAGAGGAUAGAGAAUUACAACUCAUCAACUGAAGUUACAAAAGAAUGUUACACUGAUUUAUUGUCAAAUUUUCUGGAAGUUUUCUUGUUCACACCAAGGCGAGGUAUGCGGAAGUCAGUUCUGGAAAUAACAGGGAAAACAGAAUCAAGUGUCCCAGACCUUCGUCUGACAAAUGAUACUGCAAUGAAUCUCUUUGUUAUAGAAGUUAUGGAGGUAAAACAAGUUCAGUGCAACCUUGAUGAGUCUGUACCAUUUGAUAUCAACAAAGAACUUAAUGAUAGACUUCUCGGCCAGCAUGCUAGAGAGUUGCUGAUAAAUUAUCAAAAGACGUCUUUUGGAGAUUUAGAAGCUGCAUUAGGAAUUAUCUGCAUGCAAACUUCAAUUAUUUUUACUUGCUUGAAGAUGUCCUUGGUGCAUUAUGCUAAUAUACAACAAUAUGGUACAGACCUGGUGUCUAGAGAAAUCAAAGGGGAUGAUAGCUUCCGUAUGCUAAAAGAUGAAUCAGAUGAUAGGGAAGAAGAAGGUUUCAAUUAUAAGUCAAAACAGAGGAAAGUUGUGUCUGAACAAGUUACAUUAGAGGAAACGUAUAAAAAAUCAAGAAAUAGUGGAACCAUAUUUUACACAAAACCGUACAAUUACCUUGUGUCAAAAGACAGAAGACAAAUUAUGAAUUUUUUAUUUUGGAUCGGAAUUAAUUCUCGUAGAAACUUUUGAUGGUACUAAGAUUCAGAUUUGAUUGUAAAAAAGAAUACAAUAGUUGAUCUUUCAA